This is a messenger RNA of Exophiala oligosperma, 3691 nucleotides long. RefSeq names its product Pro-apoptotic serine protease nma111. Gene Ontology annotation, molecular function: protein binding; serine-type endopeptidase activity. Gene Ontology annotation, biological process: proteolysis. The transcript has 2 exons. The record is from RefSeq and is a predicted model, not a curated record. Lineage: Eukaryota; Fungi; Ascomycota; Eurotiomycetes; Chaetothyriales; Herpotrichiellaceae. Bases 83 to 3421 code for a protein of 1112 amino acids.
UUUGUCUCUGUGAGGUUGCUAGUACUUUCUCGUUCUUGUUACUUCUUCUUUUUGGCUUUUUUACUUGCUUAUCGCUGUCUGAAUGGUACCAUACAUUCGUCCCAGACUCAUCAGGGUAUCUUAUUCUCAUUACUGUUGUAUCCCUCCGAGAUCGAAUUCCCUGGCGACGCACCGACGUUUUGUGUGCUCCGCGAACCCUCGACCAUUCUCCGCGCAUUCCCAAGCUCGCAUUGCGACCGACUUUGGAUCGCACAAGCCUGCACCUUUCCAGACCCUGUCCUCUGUCUCCCCCAACCGCCUCCAGUCGGCCUUUCCCGUUGCGCCUCGGCCCAGAUUUGCUACCACGAUGGCCACCAAUGGCGAAGCUCGCCCCAAACGAAGAAACAGCCCGAUAUCAGCAAUAGAGAGGCCUAAGAAACAGUUGAAGCAAGAGAAUGGCGUCCCAACACCGGGAGAUGCGACCCCCCAGAAUGGUUCGGUCUACGACAUUGAGGCAGAUGCAAAUUCUGUUCCGAUAAUCAACGCUGUGUCAGCCGCCGGGGAUUCACCUGAAUGGCAGGCCACGAUAGAAAAGGUCAUCAAGAGCGUGGUGUCUAUACAUUUUUGUCAAACUUGUUCAUUUGAUACGGACCUGUCCACCUCGAGUCAGGCCACUGGGUUCGUGGUGGACGCAGAGAACGGAUACAUCCUGACCAACCGCCAUGUGGUGUGUUCUGGGCCGUUUUGGGGUUAUUGUGUUUUCGACAACCAUGAAGAGUGCGAUGUGCGGCCGGUCUACCGCGACCCGGUUCACGAUUUCGGCAUUCUACAGUUCGACCCCAAGGCCAUCAAGUACAUGCAAUUGGAGGCGCUCAAGCUGCAGCCAGAAUCUGCCAAAGUCGGGGUCGAAAUCAGAGUGGUUGGAAACGAUGCCGGUGAGAAGCUCAGUAUUCUCUCCGGUGUGAUCAGUCGAUUAGACCGCAAUGCUCCAGAAUAUGGCGAAGGGUACUCCGAUUUCAACACAAAUUACAUUCAGGCGGCUGCAGCUGCGACCGGUGGAAGUUCUGGCAGUCCUGUUGUCAAUCUGAACGGUAAUGCGGUUGCACUUCAGGCAGGCGGGCGCGUGGAUGGUGCCGCCACCGACUACUUUCUGCCACUCGACCGACCAUUGCGCGCCUUGCAGUGUCUACAACAAUCCCAGCCGAUAACUCGAGGCACCAUCCAGACACAAUGGAUGCUGAAACCCUUUGACGAUUGCCGAAGACUUGGUCUAACUCCAAAUUGGGAAUCAGCAAUGCGGAAACAGUUUCCUACCGAAAACAGCAUGCUUGUGGCAGAGAUUGUGUUGCCCGAGGGGCCUGCCGAUAACAAGAUUCAAGAAGGAGAUGUCCUGAUCAAAGUCAAUGGAGAGCUUUUGAAUUCUUUUGUCAAAUUGGAUGCGAUAUUGGAUUCUAGCGUAGGCGGUAAGAUUAAUCUAUUGUUCCAGCGUGGGGGAGAGGAUUACGAGGCUACUCUCGACGUCGGGGAUUUGCACGCAAUCACUCCCGAUCGAUUUGUUGCUGUGGCAGGUGGCAGUUUCCACAACUUGUCAUAUCAACAAGCGCGGUUAUAUGCAAUUGCGUGCAAAGGUCUUUACGUGGCCGAGGCUGCCGGAUCCUUCAAGAUGGACAACGCUCUCUCUGGGUGGAUCAUUGACACAGUCGAUCAGAAGCCGACUCCAGACCUGGAUGCAUUCAUCGAGGUCAUGCGGAAUGUGCCAGACAAGUCUCGUAUUGUUAUUUCGUACCGUCAUAUCAGGGAUCUGCACACGAGGGCUACGAGCAUCGUGCACAUCGACCGACAUUGGCACCAGCGAAUGAGACUGGCCGUACGGAAUGACGCAACGGGCUUGUGGGAUUUCAAAGACUUGGGUAAAGCAAUUGCCGCCGUACCUCCCAAAGUUCAAGCUGCCGACUUUGUCCAACUGGACGAUCUGCCAGCUGCUGCGGACAUCGUUCGAUCCUUCGUCAAAGUUUCCUGUUAUAUGCCUGUCAAGAUUGAUGGAUAUCCUCAAGCAAGGAGAACUGGGUUUGGCCUUGUUAUUGAUGCAGAAAAAGGUUUGGUCGUGGUGUCUAGAGCCAUCGUCCCAUACGACCUCUGCGAUAUUACUGUUACAGUUGCCGACUCUAUACAGAUUGAAGGAAAAGUCAUCUUCCUUCAUCCACUCACCAAUUAUACUGUGAUUCAAUAUGACCCAAAGCUGGUCCAAGCGCCUGUUCAGAGCGCUCGUCUGGCGACUGAUAUGGUUAAACAGGGGGCUGACACCAUAUUCGUGGGAUUCAACCAGAAUCACAGAAUCGUUGUUGCCAAAACCACUGUCACAGACAUUACGGCGGUCGGUAUUCCAGCGAAUGCUGCUGCUCCCCGAUACCGUGCUGUCAAUCUGGAUGCCAUCACCGUGGAUACAGGACUAUCAUCUCAGUGUUCGUCUGGAGUGCUCAUCGGGUCGGAUGGUGUGGUGCAAGCUCUCUGGCUCACCUAUAUGGGCGAGAGAACGCAGGGCAGUCAUCGAGAUACUGAAUAUCACCUCGGUCUGGCCACGAGCAUGAUUAAUCCGGUCCUUGACCAGAUUCGUGCCGGUGUCAUUCCCAAACUACGCAUUUUGAAUAUGGAGUCGUACGUGGUACAGAUGGCUCAAUGUCGUAUCAUGGGAGUUUCAGAUGAAUGGAUCAAGAAGGUGGCCAAAGCUAAUCCGUCACGGCACCAGUUGUUCAUUGUCCGUAAGGUCGAUUGCGGUCCUGCCAACGGCCCCGGUGAUGGCCAAUUGCUUCAAGAAGGGGACAUCAUUCUUACUCUCAACGACCAGCUCAUCACCAGGGUAUCUGAUUUCGAUAUCAUGUACGACAAGGAAUGGCUCGAUGCUUUGGUGGUACGGAAAGGCAAAGAGGUCCGGCUGCGUGUUCCUACAGUGCCAACAGAGGACUUGGAAACCGCUCGCGCCGUUGUCUUCUGUGGCGCGGUGCUGCAGAAGCCACAUCACGCUGUGCGUCAACAGAUCAGUAAACUGCACUCGGAGAUCUAUGUCAGUGCGAGAAGUCGGGGAUCACCGGCGUACCAGUAUGGACUUGCUCCCACCAAUUUCAUCACUCAUGUCAAUGGUGUGAAGACUCCAGACCUGGAUGUAUUUGUCCGGGAGGUGAGCAAGAUUGAAGAUAAUACCUAUUUCAGACUAAGGGCUAUGACAUUUGAUAAUGUGCCGUGGGUGGUGACGAUGAAGAAGAACGACCAUUAUUUCCCUAUGUCGGAAUACGUCAAAGACACCAGCACGCCGAGUGGAUGGAAAAUCGUGUCGCACAAGCAAGCGGGAGACAAAGACGACGGCGCACCUUUGACCGCCGAAGGAAUGGACGAAGAAGCAACAGGGGUCUCUGGAGACGAGCAACCAGACACGGAGAUGGACUAGAGAUGGUUUUGUUAGACAACCGGUUACCUUGACCACAGUAGGUCACAGGGGUGAUAUCAAUAGAAAUUACAUCCCAAUGGCUUGUCAUACAGGCUCGAAAGAAGAUAAGAAGGGGGCUCAUGAUGAAUGAGAUGAGCGCAAAGUGGUAAUUGGAGGAGCCAGUCCAAAAGGUUUUGUACCAGACAGGCAAACACAAAAAUGAAUACGAAGAAGUAGAAACCAGAAAACCCCCUUUUCCUUUUGGGGAAGGCUGUAUUCGAAAAAGUGUCU